Penicillium cataractarum is the source of this 894-nucleotide messenger RNA. Its product is annotated as UbiA family prenyltransferase. The coding region runs from base 1 to 894 and encodes 297 amino acids. NCBI's taxonomy places the organism in Eukaryota, Fungi, Ascomycota, Eurotiomycetes, Eurotiales, Aspergillaceae. The transcript has a single exon. The record is from RefSeq and is a predicted model, not a curated record. Gene Ontology annotation, cellular component: membrane. Gene Ontology annotation, molecular function: transferase activity, transferring alkyl or aryl (other than methyl) groups.
AUGUCUCCCCCGAAAGCCAUGUCGUUGCCUGCUUUACUACAACUUAUCUGGCACUUUACCGAGAGUAACUUCCAGACUUUUGUACUCCCAAACUCGGCCUUUGGUUUGCUCGCAGCCCUCGCCGCGCCUCUGCUCACCGACUGUUCCGAGCGUCCAUCCUUCCAAAUCCUCCUUAUCCGCUCACUCCAAGUGAUCCUCUUCAACUGGGCCAAUGUUUUUGUAUUCGAUCUUGCUAAUCAGCGCCUACCGGAGUCGAGAUUGGAGGACCGGCUGAACAAACCGUGGCGACCCCUGCCGACCGGACGCAUCAGCCCGGAGACAACGCGUCGGUGGAUGUUGAUCACCAUUCCCCUCGUUUUAAGUGUCAGCGCCAUCCUCGGAGUGGCAACGGAGAGCGCCUUUAUCAUGAUCCUGACCUGGCUCUAUAACGAUCUGCGUGGCGGAGAUGAAAUCAUCCGAGAUGGGAUUAUCGCAUGUGGCUACGCUCUUUAUCUGACCAGCUCCCUGCGUAUUGCCUCCGGUCUGGACUAUAAUAUCUCGGAACAUGGAUAUCGCUGGAUCGCAAUGAUGAGCGGGAUCAUCUUGACAACGAUGCAGGUGCAGGACUUGAAAGAUCAGAUUGGAGACCGGACUCGAGGACGCAGGACUCUUCCGCUUGUGCUGGGAGAUACGGUCUCACGUUGGACUAUCGCCGGUUUCACCUUGUUCUGGAGCAUCUUGUGUGCUUACUUUUGGAGGAUGUCUCUGUGGGGAUAUGCAUUGCCCGUGCUGACAGGCAUCGGAGUCGCAUUCCACGUGGUAAGCGGGUCUCACGAUGCCAGAGCUUGGCGAUGCUGGUGUGCGUGGCAGGUGGUGGUUUAUGCGCUCCCCUGGUUGGGAUCGAUGCAGAAUUAA